This is a messenger RNA of Alternaria postmessia, 631 nucleotides long. RefSeq lists its product as uncharacterized. NCBI's taxonomy places the organism in Eukaryota, Fungi, Ascomycota, Dothideomycetes, Pleosporales, Pleosporaceae. The transcript is spliced from 4 exons. The record is from RefSeq and is a predicted model, not a curated record. The annotation marks the transcript as partial.
GGGCUUAAGGGAAGAGCUCAAGAAAGUCAGGGAUACAGAAGAAUCAAGACAGCGACCACUCUUCUUCAUCGCUCACAGUUUUGGUGGCAUAAUACUCGCUCACUGCCUCAAUCAAGCGCGUCAGACGAACGAAGACGAUGACCUUACGAUAUCAGCCGUUCACAGAGCCACUUACGGCAUGCUUCUCUUUGCAAUUCCGCACAAAGGCAUAGCAAUCGACGGUAUUCAGAAGAUGCUUGGAGGACAGGAAGACCACUCAAGGAUCGGGCUGCUUGAGCAGAUCAAGAAAGGUUCUGAUAUCCUAGCUCAGUCGCUAGCUGAUUUCAAGAAUGUUGUUCGAGAUCGGAAGGUAGUAAGCUUCUACGAGACAGGGCAAACCAGGCAGGUCGAGCUGAAUAGCGAAAGCUCACGUUACGCCAGAACGGGCGAGUUUGUCACAGUGGUUGAUACGGACUCAGCUAUUCUUCAACUCCCCGAUCAUCUUGAGGAGAAGAUUCCCUUGACUGCCGACCAUUCCAUGAUUGUCAAAUUUGACAGCACGGACGAUCAAGGUUACACCAGUGCGCGGGACAAACUUAGAAAGUUUGAGCAGGAUGCACCAAGUGUGGUUGCAACUCGUUUCCGUACGUGA